AGCAACAGGAAGCUGCGUCUCUUGUAGUUCCCAGAACUCUCCUCUCUGUGCCUUGAGGAGGAGACUGACUGUAAGGACUCCAUUUUGUUCAGAGUAGCCGACCGUGUGGUUUGGAGCACUCUCUGGGGUUCCUCAGAAGGCUUCCUGGAUCUUCUCCAAACUCCCAGCUCCAGAUCCCACAGAUUGUUCUCACAAGGACCCUGUGAAGACAUUGGUGGACGGUCACUGCUUUCAGGCCACAAAAUGGGGUACAAUUGCGAAACUAACUCCCCACAAAGAAGACCAAGAUGCUGGGGCGUUUUCCGAAGGAGAUACAGCAAUUAUUCUGAAGAAGUCUGUUGUGAUGUUCAUUCUUCAUUUUACCAGCAGCGAGAUGGACAUCCAGGAAAAGCUCAUGUUCACUUGGACACCUGCAUAAGAUACUCUCCUUAUGCUGUUCGAUCCUGCCAUCCGAGAGGCAAUUUUUAUAAACAUGACCAAGGAGGGAACAUGGAGGGAAAAGAAAAAUCUCCAGAGAGUGUGAUAGAGAGGAUCCGACAAGAUAAAAGCUUACGGAGCUGGUUCAAGGUCACAAUUCCAUUCGGUAUAAAAUAUGAUGAGAAGUGGCUGCUGAAAUUGAUCCAGAAGGAAUGCAGCAUCCCAUUCACCCCAGUCGGGUUUCACUAUGAGAAAAUGCAGGCCCAGUUCUUCGUCGAGAAUGCCAGCGUUGCCUUCAUACUGAAGAAUGUCAGCGGGAAGAUUUGGGACAAGGACAACGAAAAGAUAACUCUCUUUGUCAGCCCCUCUAAUGUACCCGACUCCGUGCAAAAGCAGCCGAAGUCAGGAAACUCAGAGCAGAGAAAGACACAGAGCCGAACUCCUUCUCUGAUUCUGCAGCUGCCCGUGAACAAACUGUGUGAUGCCUCCCUGCCAUCUCUUAGCAUCCAGAGAUGCUACAUUAACCCUGACUUGAUGGCCCAGGGAUCUAAAAAUGUCAUGGCUGCCUCACUGAAGAUGCACGAAGAGAAUGUUCCCACACUUUUGCCCUUGAACCUGAGCAAAAUGAACCCCUACCAGCUGGGUGGCCCAACCGACAUCCUGCAGAAUGCCUCCAGCAUCAAGGACCUGAACCUCUCCAAAAGUGAGGUGAAGUCUGCAGGGGAGUUGGAGAGAGACAAAGAGCUGAAACCAGAAGAGAUGUGUGCAGAGAGAGAUUCCCUGCGCACCACCUUUCCAGAUAAGUCAAGCAACAUAAGCUCCAUCCUGGAAUUGUUCCCCAAGUUAAUGCGCCUGGAAGGGCAGGACUCACUGCCCCCAAGUGACUUUGAUCUGCAAGCCCAGAAGAAGUUGCCAACCUGCAAGGGAAGCUUCUUUGGAUCUGAGACACUGAAGAAUAUAAUUCUGCAAUUCCUGCAGCAGUAUUACUGGAUCUAUGACUAUGGUGACCGGAAGAGUCUCCUCGGUAUUUAUCAUGAACAAGCCUGCUUCUCCCUGAGUAUUCCUUUCAACCCCAAGGACCCAGCUCUCAGCAUGUGGCAGUACUUCAGAGACAGCAGGAACAUGAUAAAGCUUAAGGACCCCUACACGCGGUAUCAGCUGCUGAGACAUACAAGCCCUGAGAUUGUGAGCACCCUGUGCGUGCUGCCCCAAACUCAGCAUGACCUGGGCUCCUUCCUGGUGGACUUGUGGGCCCACACGGAAGCCAUGCUCUGCUUCUCUGUCCACGGGGUGUUCAGGGAACUGGUAGGAAAGUCUCCAUUUUCUGUUCGUGCCUUCACUAAGACCUUCAUCACUAUCGCUGGCCGCAAUUCCAGUCUCUGCAUCAUGAAUGACGAGCUGUUUGUGAGGGACGCCAUCUGCAAUGACUCCCAGAACGCGUUCUCCAUGCCACCGUCACUGCCCGUGCCCACCGUGCCCACUGCUGCACGCCCUGUGCGCUUCCCCUUGCAGCAGCAGCAGCAGCAGCAGCAGCAGCAGCAGCAGCAGCAGCAAAUGGCACAGGCUUUCACGGCACAGGCUUUCACAUCCCAGUGUGCGAUGAACCUCCAGUGGUCUCAGGAGUACCUUCAGGAUAAUGGCUGGGACAGCGCCAGUGCUGCACCAGUUCUUGCUCAGCCCAAGGUCCAGGGCUUGAUCCCAGAGGAGCCCCUCACACAGAUGUAUCCAGGACCAUGAGCACACAUGGGCCUGACAAGAAACCCUUGGUGUCCUCAUCUUCAUCUGCAUUAUCUUUGUUGCAUUUUUUCCUCCAGGCUGAAUAUAACCCUAUGACUGAGCUGCUAGGUCUGCUUAGGGCUGGGAAGCCCAUUUUUGGCAAAUGUUCAUCCACCCAGAGGGCAGCUGUUCUGUGUUUAUCUCACCCAGCAUCCCUAUUUCUUUUGACA
This is a messenger RNA of Talpa occidentalis (Iberian mole), 2363 nucleotides long. It is a transcript of the gene NXF3, whose product is annotated as nuclear RNA export factor 3. The record is from RefSeq and is a predicted model, not a curated record. Gene Ontology annotation, molecular function: RNA binding; protein binding. Lineage: Eukaryota; Metazoa; Chordata; Mammalia; Eulipotyphla; Talpidae. Gene Ontology annotation, cellular component: nucleus; cytoplasm. Bases 244 to 2154 code for a protein of 636 amino acids. The transcript has 21 exons. Gene Ontology annotation, biological process: poly(A)+ mRNA export from nucleus.